GCCACCGUGCGGCCAAGACGCAGUGAUGCCGGAGGAGCAGGGCUGGGCAGCGGGCUGGCACGAGCAGCAGCAGCGGCGGCAGAGCUGUUCAUAAUAAUCCUCCUCAUAUCUGAUGCUGAUCGUCCGCAGGAUGCAUUAAGGGUCAAAGGUGAGCUAACGAGGCAGAGAUGAGUCUGACUUCCUGGUUCCUGGUGAGCGGCGGGGGGACGCGUCAUCGUCUCCCCAGGGAGAUGAUCUUCGUGGGGAGGGACGACUGUGAGCUCAUGCUGCAGUCCCGCAGUGUAGACAAGCAGCACGCCGUCAUCAACUACGAGCCAAACACAGACGAACACAAAGUGAAGGACCUGGGCAGCUUGAACGGAACAUUCGUCAAUGAUGUCAGAAUACAGGAGCAAAUCUACGUCACACUGAAAAUUGAUGACAAAUUGAGGUUUGGAUAUGAUACCAACCUGUUCACUGUGGUUCGAGGAGAGAUGCAUAUUCCAGAGGAGGCCCUCAAGCAUGAGAAGUUCAGCAGCCAGCUGCAGCUGAACCAGAAGAGACCUCCAGAGGGGGAACCAGCAAAGUCUGAGGUGAAACCCUCCGAGGCAGCAGCAGCAGCAGCAGCAGCAGCGUGUGAGGCGGCCACCACCAAGCCCCCCGAGGCCAACAGGUUGGAAGAUAAGACGACAGGAGACGUAGCAGUGUUGCACAGAAUCACACCCCUGUACGGCCAGCCGGCCUGGUGGGGAGAUGGAGACGAUGAUAAGAGACGAUCUGAGGAGAAGGGCUCAGAUCGGAAGCAAGAAAAAGCUGAAUCAGACACCAAGAAAAAUACAGAGGUCCCAAAGUCUGCCCAGCAGACAGCUUCCAAUCCAGAGCCGAGCUACUUUGAGAUCCCGACCAAGGACGCUCCGUCAGCAGGUAAAGCGAGCGGUGAAGCACCCUCACGAGAACAAGAGGCUGGUGCUUCUUCUGCCACAGGCCACGCCUCCUUCACCAUUGAGUUUGACCCCGGGGCGACGGGUAAAGUGACGGUCAAAGAUCGAGUAGCGAAGGUGGGACCGGAGACCAGGCCACGCCCUAAAAGGGCCGUGGGGGAGGAGCUGAGUCCACUUCAGACAGCCAUGGUGGCUGCUGAGGUCAAAGUUGCCGACUGGCUGGCCCAGAACGAGCUGCCGCUGGCUCUGAAGGACACGGUCGCAGAGGAAGACGGGGAGAGUGUGAAGAGUGAUGUGCCUGUUCAACUGAAGAGUCUUAAAGGCAGUAAACAUGAGGACGGUACUCAGAGUGACUCAGAGAACGCCCUUGGGGAGCAGCGCAGGGCUGCAGCCAUGGAGGAGCGCUCCUGGGGUCUGUGGAGCGGUGCAGGCCUGAAGAUCAGGGAGGGCCGCGCUAACGUUCCAGAGGGGCUCUUUGCAGAGGAGGACAGUCCUGCUCGCCGCCGCAAGUCUUCGACUUCCAAAGUGGCGGGUGGAUUCGUAGAGAGGCGGCGUGGUUCGGCACCACAUCAGCAGAGCAGCCGUGAAGAGUGCUAUCACCAUGGAGACGAUUAUAGUGAUAGGGGCACCUAUACUAUUGAGCUGGAGAAUGGAGAUCACGAGGAGGAAGAAGCGAGGAAAAUGAUUGACAAGGUUGGUGUGUUGCAGGUGUUUGGUGUGGAUGAGCAGGAAGGUGUGUGUGUGUCCAGGGUGGGGGGGGCUGACCAAAGAGAGAGGCUCACCUCCCACAGCAGGUCUGGUCCUGGAGACAGAGGGAAGCCUGGACGCAUGGAGACAGAGGUACUAUCUGAGGAACUGAUGGUGGGUGGUCCUCGCUGGGUCUCACAGUGGGCCACUCUGGCUGCCAGUCACAUUAGGACAGACCCUGAGGGAUCAGGAGGAGAGAGCCACAUCAUGGUCACAGAGGACAGAGCUGAAAUAAGUGAGUCCAGCCACUCAGCCUCCUUUGCCUCCUCUGGCUACACGGAGCGCAAGAGGAGGACCCUGCCCCAGCUGCCUGGUGAGGAGCUGGCCCUAGGAAGGAGGACCCCAGGUGCAGGCCUGCGUACAGAUAUGGGGGAGAAACAGGACACAGAGCCACAGGAGAAGGAGAGCCAGGAGGACAAGAUGUCCAGGGGAAAGAAUCGGCCAAGUCACGGCACAGGAGGCGUGGGCAGUCAUGGCGGAAGCCCCAGUCGCUCCUCGCCAGCCAAGUCACAGGACAGUGCUGGUGGGAGAUCAGGGCAGUCAGGUGUGUUGGCAAAGCUCCCCCCUCGGCCGCUGACCAGCGGAGAGAAGAGGAUGGAGGAGUCACGGAGGAGGAAAAAGGAAGAGGAGAAGGCCAGGGAAAGUAGUGGGAAACCAUUAUUUAGGCAGGAGAGUUUUACUGUCGACAAACCAAGCGCCAACAUUGAGCUCAUACCUCGGAUUGACGCGGUCACAGGCAGAACUCAGACUAGGGAGACUGGCGUUGACAGCACCAUGCUGCAGAAGGACUCGGAAGCCGUGGCAGCAUUUUUAGAGACGACUGUGUCGGAUCAAGGUGAUCCACCAAGCCAGUCCAUCGAAGGCUCCAUGUCACCAGAGUCAGACGUGGACACGACCAGCACGGUCAGCCAGGCCGAGGGAGCAAGAAAAGUCAUACAGAAGAGGCGAACUCUCGCAGGGCAGCAGAAAGAGAAAACGGUCUUGUGCUCAACCGGCAAAGGCCCCACUGGGGGCCGGGAGACCCAGGACAGGAGGGUCAAGAGCAGGGCCCCUGGUCCUCAGCCGCCCAGCCGCCCCUGGACUUCUCUGGACCUCACUGAUGAUGACGUCAACUCCAACUCGCUCCUCUCUGACUCCCAGCCCACCUCUACACAGGAAUCUAAAAGCUCACACACCAGAGCGCCGACUGGGAGCACAACAGUCGGGGCUAGCACCAAGUCUAGUCGGGCUAAAAUCACCCAGGCCCCAGCCUCUUCUGCAGUUAGCAAAACCGCCAGUGUUCCCAAGCCCAGGCCCACCAGGGCGUCCCUGCUGAGGCGAGCCCGGCUGGGGGACUCCUCAGACACUGAACCUGCCGAUCUUGACCGGAUGUCGGUGGCCUCUGAGGCUUCCACUGCUAGUUCCACAUCCAGGACAGGGAUGGCAAAAAGGGGGAUGUCCAGGAUAGAAGCUCUGGCACAACCGAGGAGGCCGAGGGUGGGCUCCCCGUCAGCCCAGAGUGACUCAGAGGCCACUGUGACCAGGAGUAGAGGCCUAGGGGCCCGGAGUGUUGCAGGUGAUUAUGCCAUCAGACAAGGACUGAGAGGGUCUAAUGUGAGCUCAGUUUCAGGACCCAGAGCCCGGGCAAACAGCGCCUCCAAACUGCCUGACAAGAAUAAAGGCACCUCCUCGUAUGGACAUGUCACACCUACAUCUGCCACCCGAUGGCGCCGCGUGCCUGUGGAGUACGCCUCCACCUCAGAAGACGAGUACGGUUCAAACCGCCACAUCUCCAAGCAGGGCCACGCACGGCCGUUCCCUUCCACUCGGGUAGCCCAGCUAGGAGGUUCGGCCCCGGCAACUCCUAGUCCUGCAGGCCUAUCUACCCUGAGGCAGCACUCCAGGGAACAGGAUGAGUAUAUGAGGGACUGGACAGCACACAGUGAGGAGAUAGCCAGGAUUAGCCAGGACCUAGCCAAAGACCUAGCCAUGCUUGCCAGAGAAAUACAUGAUGUGGCAGGAGAGAUCGACUCAGUCAGCCCGGCAGCCACUGACCCUGGAGCUCUGAUGGAGGAGCGUGUAUUUGAUGACAGCUUGGACCCGAGUGGUCCUUCUGCAGAGAACAGCAGCAUUGUGGGGACCAAUGGGCGGCCUGUGGAGCUUCGACCCCGAGUCUCUAGUGGACAGAGCUCUCGCUCCAUCCGCAGGCAGACAUGGAAUAGAGAUGAUGCGGUGCUAGACAGUUUACUACUAGCAUCUGUCACUCAGCUCUCCUCGAGGAUACGUCAGUCUGUUGACAAAACAACCUGCAAAAUCAGGAUCCUCUUCAAGGAUAAAGAACGAAAAUGGGAAGAGAUUGAGUGCAAACUGCAGGCAGAGCGCGACUCCUUACUUCUCAAGAGCUCCAAUAAGGAGAUAUCGACCAUUAUUCAAGACCUGAGGAGAGUGGAAAGACAACUGCUUGUAAUCGACAUGAUGGUGGACCCAGACGGCACCCUGGAUGCCCUGUCCACUCUGGGCCUGACCAGCCCUCUGACAGACCAGAAGAUCGGCCCUGGGACUCAGCAGGGGGCGUCGGUGUUGCAUCCUGGAGCUGAAGCCUCCUCCAGCACGCUGUCCAGGCCUGAAGGACUGGCCAAUGAAUCCUCAGACCAUGCAGAGGUGGCAGAGCGAGACCCGGGGCCCCGACAGAGCCCUAGACCCUACAACUGAUACGCCAAGGACAUAAUCAGAAUGCAUCCUUAAUGUUGGACAUAUCCUGACAGUGUGAGGUCAGAAGAAGUGUUUAGUUUCAGACGAAGGAGGAAAUUCGAUGGGAGAGCCUGACUGCCCUACUUGUGAAAGGACUUUAUAAAAGUCUAACACUACCAAAAAGCAGCUCUUGUCAGAUAUACAAUAUGAAAACAUAACAGUAUUAAUUGGUGGGCUUAUAAUGACAUAAUAUAAAGUAACCCAUCUGUGUUUUUGUGUUGCAGCUCAUUGUUAUUAUCCAUUAUCCUUAAAAACGUGACAAAAGAAAAGGCGUAAAAGAUGAGAAGAUAUAAUGUUAAACGUAAACUUUCCUAAUUCCUGCUGGCAUUCUUUUACUGGUUUUAUUACAAACUUUUAAAUCUUUCUAUUCAAAUCAUAAGGCCAAUGCAGAAACCCAAACUAGAAAGGUGCACAGGUGUCAAAAAGGAUUUAACUAUGGAAGCCCUAAGGGGGCAAAUGAGAAAUUCUGAUGAUCCAUUUCCAAGUCUGAUCUAAAUGGUUUUCUUUUCUGUGUUUAUGACUUAAGAACAGGUGAGAAAAACAUUUAGCCUGGAUAACUUUUUGAAGUUCCUUACUUAGUUUUUUCAGGAUAACGUUUCUAAGUUCCUAACGCACAUUAUCAAAAAGGUUUUGCCACACAAGAAGUGUUUGUUAUUGUAAUACCCAGUUUGGCCACAAGAGGCUGAAGUGCAUCACUAUCCUGUGUUCUAAAACUAUUUUCACCUGACUAAACUUUUUUUUUCUCACCUUUUUUCAUGAAUGAAAAUAAAAGAUCUGCAUUUGCAUCCGGUAAAAUCUUUUCCCCAACCUGUUUCACAGAUGUUUUUUAAGGAGCAGGUGAUGAAAAAAAGUUUUUACAGGUUUAAAAAAAAUGAAAUAGCACAUGGGGUGGUCAUGCACUUCAUCUUCUUCACUUCUUCAAACACUUGGCAAUGAUCCUGACAAAAAACAAAACUUUUUUUCCCUCUUGUUUUACAUAUUUUUAAAAAAUACCUUAAUAAGAUUUUUUUUUAAAAGACCUCUUUCCCCCUGCCCUUAAGUCAUAAACACAGGCGAACAAUUUAGAUCAGGCUUUAAAAAUCUAUCAGCAGAUCUUUUUUCUGACUUGCCUUUUAGUGCUUCCAUAUUCAGCAGAGGUAUUUGUGAAAAGUUUUCCUCUAUCCUUCCAUAUAAUGAUAAAUAUUAUAUUAAAAAAUCAAUUUAUUGUUGGCCUUUUGCAAUUGCAAUCCCCUAAACCUGCCUCAGUAAUGAUUUUCCAUCAGAAAAAAAAGCCAUGUUGCUUAUUUGCUGGGAAAGGAACUGGGUAUGUACAGUAUGUACCAGUGUAAAUGUUUAUUAUAGUUAAAAUUAACUCCUAUCCAUGCCUUUUUUCUUGUGGCAAUGUCAUUUGAAACCAGAGUCAAAGAGUCAAAGAUAGAACGUGUGUGUUGAUAGAAACUAUAAAAUCAAAUGUAGCUCCCAGAAAGGUUUUCCUCUUCCAAAUGUAUUUUGUCACAAGUGCCCUGGAUCAAACAAUCAUGACAGCUGGAGAUAAAGAGCUAGGAGAUGGUGAAGUGGAGGUGAAAUUUGUUUUUUGCACAUUACAAAGCUGAUAUAUGUUAUUAUUCAUCUCUGAGGGACCAGGACAUGACAUGCCCUACAGCGCUCCUUUAUCAUGUUGAUGUCCUCGACCAAAAACAAAGCAGGGUAACAGCCAGCUGCCUGUUUGUCAAAUUAUUUUCUGAUCUCAAACAAAAUGUUGUGUUUGAACCAGCAUCGACGGGGACUACCUCCAAGUCCUGCAGCUGCAUUUUAUUAUUAACCAUGCAAUGGGAGGAUGGACAGUGUAAUGACUGUAGGUUUUCCAAUGUCUUGCCUCAUACCAAUGUUUACACAUGAAUGUAACCUGAUCAGAACUGUUGAAACAUUUUAGCCAAAACAACUUGAAUAAAGAUUGACAAUUGCAUUUUGUGCUCGGCACCUACUGUACUUGUCUUUUAUUCAGUUUGAGCAUUUGGAGAUUUUUUGUUUGGAUGUUUUGUAUGAAUUUUUGUUUCUUUGUAAUGCUAUUAGGUUAAAUGUUGACCUUGCAAUACCUGUGUAUUGUUUGUCUCAUUUCCAAUAAAAUGCAUGAUAAUCAUGAA
Messenger RNA from Centropristis striata (black sea bass), 6520 nucleotides. RefSeq names its product centrosomal protein 170Ab (gene cep170ab). Gene Ontology annotation, molecular function: protein binding. The coding region runs from base 168 to 4358 and encodes 1396 amino acids. NCBI's taxonomy places the organism in Eukaryota, Metazoa, Chordata, Actinopteri, Perciformes, Serranidae. Gene Ontology annotation, cellular component: centriole. The record is from RefSeq and is a predicted model, not a curated record. The transcript is spliced from 19 exons.